Messenger RNA from Anopheles arabiensis, 7221 nucleotides. RefSeq names its product histone-lysine N-methyltransferase SETD1B-like. Lineage: Eukaryota; Metazoa; Arthropoda; Insecta; Diptera; Culicidae. Bases 296 to 1930 code for a protein of 544 amino acids. The record is from RefSeq and is a predicted model, not a curated record. The transcript has a single exon.
CGGCGAUCAAUCGAAGCAGUCGGGCGCGUGCCGCCAGCGCCAUCUUUACCCCCGUUGUGACGUGCGGUUGCCCCAAGCGGUCAAAAUACGUACCAAGCAAGCACCGGUGUCGAUUGUGUCUCGGACGGCGAGACACAGCGAGCGGCAGCAGCAGCAGCAUCCGGACCGGCCGCCGCCACCGUCGCCUGUCGUGCUGUGCGGUGCGACGGGCCCGUACACUGACCCCACCGCGAACGGCUGCAGCAGUGGCCGCCCGAUAGCAGCGGCACCGAAAACGGCGUCCAAAAUCGAAACGAUGGCGGAAGCCCAGCGGCUGAUCGGCAUCUCGCUGGCGAAGAUCGCCCAAUCGCGGGUGUGCCGCGGGGGCGUCUCGCUCCACAAGAACCUGCUGGUCGCGACCGUGCUGCAGAAGGCACGGUACAUCUUCAUGGAGGAAGCGUACCACAUCGUGCACGGGCACUAUCUGCAGCAGCAGCAGCAGCAGCAACACCAUCAUCAACAGCUGAUGCAGGAGCAGCAGAAUGCGGCCUACCUGCUGGCGGGGCACUGCGACGGUUCCCCGGCUGAGGACGGCGGCUGUGAUGAUGACUGUAGCAAUAACAACAACAACAACAACAACAACAGCAAGUGCAGUAGUGGGCUGGAAGAGGAGGAGGAGAAGCAGCAGCAACUGCUCGCAGCGCGAUGCAGCCCCGUGGAGGAGCUAGUGGACCCGGUGGAGGAGGAGGAGGACGGGGCCACGACGACCCUUUCGUACGAUUGUGACACCACCAACACCACCACCACCAUUCUGCCUACGACGAUCGGGAGCCUGGGACCGCUGGAACCGCUCAACAUGUGCCGCAACAAUGGUUCCCCCUCUGCAGCAGCUCCCGCCGGAGACACGCACGAGCAGCCGGACGAGGAGGAGGAAGAGGAGGAGAAGCAAACAUCAACGUGCCAGGAUGUGGCCGCCCAUCUGUUCCUGCUGCCCGCGCUGGCGCCCUGGAUCGGUGCGCCCGAGGAUAACAAGGAGAACAUUGGCAGUUCCUUUUCGUUCCUGCCAGCGGCAGCGUCCCCGUUCCACUACCAUCACGAUGAGGAAGAAGAAGAGCAGGAGGAGGACGACGAAGAAGAGGAGGAGGAGGAAAACACUUGCCAGGAUCUGUCCUGCCACCGGCGGAAGCAGGAAGCGGCCGACCACCAGCCGGAACUGGCCAGAAAGCAGCUCGAGUCGGCCGUCCGGUCGAAGGGUGCGCUGCGCUACUUCGAUCUGGACGAUCGGCGCACGGCCCGGCACGAGCGACGGCGCCGAAGACACCGGACGGAAGGGGACGACGAGCAGCAAGCGUUCCCGUCAGUACCCGUAAAGCGGCGCCGCUCGUCCGACUGGGACCGUACAACGGUGGAGCUGCCCGACCAGCAGUCCACGAACGAUGACCGCAUCCACCCGAUACCGCUCCUGUCCGCCAAGCGGCUCAAAACGAUCGACAACCAGCAGCAGCAGCAGCAACCGCGUCCCCUAACGCCGGCCCUCUGCCCCCAGCCACAGUUCUACUCGUCCCCGCACGAAACCAUCUGCCCGGGCGAUGCGGAAACCCUGUCCGCGUGCGUUAACCAGCAGCUGGAGGCGGAAAAUUUGAGCACAAGCGGCGGCGGCAGCAGCAACACUUCACCACCACUGGCACUGGAAGAGCCGGAAGUAGAGCAGCACCCGGAGGAAACGGACGCGGCCGCCCCAGCUCCAGCCCCGUCGGUCGAGAGCAUCGACCGGAUAACGUCUUUGGUUUCGAUUUUUAGCUUCGGCAACCUGUCCCGCUCCGUCUCGACGCCGGACGUGUUCUGUGCGGCCCAGGCGCAGAAGGACGCCCGGCCGGAUGCGGGCGGCUCCCUGCUGACCAGCCAGCUGCAGCAUCACGGCCAGCGCGGCUACCUGACGAUGACGGUGUAACUAAUGCUGGUGGGGGCGUGCGUGCGUGGACAGGGAGAGAGGGAGGUUUGUUUGCAGACAGAUAGAGCAAAAGUAAAAAAAAAAACGGACGUGAUAGUAGAAUAUCUAACCUAAGUCGCUGGGGAGGGGAACAAAAUAGGAUGUCAGCGUAAAAAUGUGAAAAAAUCGAAUGUUUUCUCCUUUUUUUUACAGCAGCGUGAGGGGCAGUAAACGGGUAAUGGUAGGGUUGAAUGAGUGUUUGUGCGCGCGGGUAGUGCCUCUUACAUAGAAGUAGUCUUUUAGAAGUAACGGAAGCAGCAGCAGCAGCAGCUCCCAUUUUCCAUUUCCACAUUCACAAAUCAAACUAUUUAUCGGUUAGGUUAGGCUCUCGAAUUUCGAAUUUCAAAACCCACCAUCCCUCUUCUGUGCUCGUGAGGUGUGGGAAAAGCCACUGACCGUUGCGGAGAAAGAGCAGCAGCAGCAGCAGCAGUUAGUUUAGCUUCCAAUCGCCUUAUCCGCGGUUUCCUCUUUUGACCCUUUUUAAUACCUUCACACACAGACACACACACAUACACACGUAAAAAUGAUGGCUAACAGGAGUAGAGUGGGGCGGGGGGUUAGAGUUGAUCGGUUCGUACCACCUCCCCACCCGGGUGGUAAAACGGUACUUUGCAUCGAACAUCACGAUCAUUAGCGAAUUGAGCUUAGAAGAAGAAAGGAAGAGAAGAGAACCAUAAAACAUACCCCUUCACUAUCCCCUCCCGGUCAGUGUGAGAAGCUUUAGAAGAGCAGGAAGAAGAAGGGCCUGUUAGCAGUCCCCUCCCCCUCUUGGUUCGAUUCGCGUGACGCGCGUAUCAUCUUUACAUCUCUCCCCAGAAAGAUGGGGCAGAGCAGGGGGAAGAAGAAGGGUAUCGGAUAGAAGAGAAAGGAUGAAAAAGCAGCGCUAAGAGUAAGUGGACACACUGUGGUGUGGUUCGCGAUCGUGUCUAGGUUGAAGAUCGCGCAAGAGAAAUACGCGCAAGCAACAGCCGGGCGUGUGUGUAGCCCGGGCGAUCGGUAGUAAAGGGGCGCGCGCGCUUAAAGCAUAAGUAGCUCCGCUCUCUUCCUGCUCCCGUAUUAAAGGGGGGGGGGGGGGGAGAGGAAAGGAGGCUGAAUUGGUUUAGCGGCUGCUGCCACCGCCGCCUCUGUCUGUGUUUGUGCCCAUUACCCCAUCAAUCGGAGGCACUGCUUUUCACGUUCCUUGCUUCGUUUACGGCAUUCCCACCCAGCAUAAUGAUGCGUCCAACGGAACGAAAGGAAAGACAGAGAAAGAGAGAGCGAUUGAGAAGCGCCACACGCAAAGUAGGCCUUGCACCACCACCACCUCCCCUUCCGCGGGCGGGAAAGACGCUGUUGCGUUAAAGCGUUGCGCUAAACCUGUGUUUGCACAAAUACCAAUAGGAAAAAAGGAGGUAGAAGGGGGGAAGGGAAGGGGGGGGGCGGGUACGUGCAAAAAGAGAAGGGCACCGAAAAAUCCUAACACACACCACCUCCCCCCCACCCCGCAGUUGUUAGGUUGGGUGGUUUGCGCGCAGACACAAAAACACAACGUGUGAGGGUCGUCGAUGCAAUGAUGCAUUUUCUCUUUUUUUUGUGUGCACACAAACACACACACACAGAGCCGUCCUUCUCACGGUUUACGGUGAUGCGAUGCAUUUUCUAAUGUUUCAUGGCGGGGUGGUAGUGGGUGGGAAACCAAGAUGAAAAUGCGAUAUAUAUUUGUGUACCGCACCGGUGUGGUGUGUCCACUGUGGUACCACGACGUGCAUUUGUACGCCAAACCAGAGGUCACCCCGCCCGGUUGCCCAGGUGACGACGUGAAGAGAUGAAAGUUCAUUUGGCGCUUUGUUGCACCCUUCACCGAAAAACCAGCGGGCGCGCAGCAGUAUACGUCAAUCGUGUACGGCGCAUAAUAUGCAGAAGAGAUGCGAUCCACUCCCCCCCCCCUCUUCUCCCCCAUCCCUUUCUACGUUUGGCACGGUGUGAGAUGAUCGAUUCGAUAUUUGCAACUGGCCCAAUAGCUGGGGCGGAUUGAAGAGGCGGCGGGAAACAGCGCAGGGGUGGGUUUUUGAAAGUUGUUUCCGUUUACGGGGUGAGCAAAUUACAUGCCAUUUGGCAGCUGUAGUGAAGAUGAUAGGACGCAGAAAGAGAGUGAUACAGAGAGAGAGAGAUAGACAACAGUGGGAUGUUAUGUAUGUGUGUGUGUGUUGGUGUGUUGGAGAUUAGACUUUUUUUGUGUGUUAUGUGUAUGAUGAUGGUCACUUUCGCAAAGCAAAUCAUUCAAAUGGAACUUGAUUAGUAUAGCAGUGUGUGAUGGUUUCUUCUUUUUAUUAUUAUUUUUGCAGCCGCUUUUUCUGCGCAAGGGAAAGAGGGACAGACACGAAAAGUGAUUGUACCUUUUUAUUAUUGCGGGUUUUUUUUCUUUCGAAAGUACUAUUGAUAGUGCGCUGUAAAUCGCAUGAAUUUGAAUUUCCAAUUGGAUGUGGUUAUGUGGUUGGUGCGAUAGGAGAUUUUCGUAUUGUGUUGUUUUCUUUGCCAACAGGAAUUACGUUGGAAUUGUCAGUGAUAGGAAUUUGAAUUGAAUUCAAUGCCGUAAACCUUUUCAAUUUAUUUUAAUAAUCGAACAAUUAUUCCUUUUUCUUUUAUUUAUAAAAAUAUAAAAAACCACUCCCUUGCGAAGGUUUACAAUCGUUUAGCUGUUGGUUUUUAGAUUUGCAGCACAAAACGACAAACAGAUUGCUAACUUCAUUUAACAUCAAUUCAAAUUUCCGUACAUUAAACGGCUUUUUUCUCUCCUUCUUUCUUCUCACACAAAAAGGGCAAAGAAGCUCUCCGCAAGCCACGCAAGAAGAAGGUCUGGUGGGAGGCCAAUAAUUUGCCGCAAUCAGUGGCGAAGGUGGCGAUCGUGUAUAACCGACCCCCCCCCUCCCAUCCCCCCAUCCCGUCUGAAUUCGAACCGAUCGCACGGGAGUCAAUGAACUCUCUGCUUGGGGCUGGCCUCGCUCAGUUUUUCUCAGCUGUGGCCUUACCUUACCAAACCUACCCCACCCAUCAUUGACGGAGAUGGAGAUGUGUGUGUGUGUUCGUGUACGUGUCAUUUUGUCGAAAUGGAUUGUGAUAGGAAAUGUCGCACUUUUUUUUGGUUUCUCCCCCCCUGUUGGUGGGGGUGGUCGGGUUGCAGUGCUGCAAAAGUGAAAGUUUACAUAAAUGUGUGUGUGUGUGUGUGUGCACUUGUAAGUACACUCCAAAAACCCUUAUAAUUGCAGCACCACCAGCUGUAGCAUAAGACACUUGUUCUUUUUUUGUGUGUUUUGUGUUUUUCGCACUUAAGUGGGGGGAGGUAAUGGAUUGUAUUUACCCUCCACUUUCCACCCUUAUCUCUCUCUCUCUCCCUCUCGAUUAUAAGCGAGGAAUAUGAUUCCGUAACAGUGUUCGAUUCGGUAAACUUUAUUCAAUCACAGGCGGCGCGCACGCGAUCGAUCGUGUUUUGCGCUGACAAUCAUAGCGAAAAGGGGGACUAUUUUGCCCCGGUUUUGGACCGCAUUUCCCUUCCCACCAAGCAAAGCUCACCACCACCACCACCACCACGAAUGCCUUUCUAUUGCGCAAUAUUGCUACGCGGUGGCGGUAACACCAUUUCUCACCAACCGGGCCAAAGCGCCGAAGGAUUUGAAAAAAUGUGUUCCGCGUUUACGUUGUUGCUGCUGCUGCUGUGAUAGAGGGCGCGAGUGAGCGCACAUAGUGGCCCACCACCGGCCCAACAUGCCACUUAACCUAACAAGCCUCCCCCCCCCCAUGCUCCUCUGUGUGGGGUAUGGGUUUUCCUGCUUAUUUUUGGUUUAUGCAACUCAUCAUAAAACCGACUCUACUUCGCCGUACCCCAUGCCCCGCUCGGGCGGUGUGUUGUGGGCCUUCCCCUACUGCUGCUGCUUCUACCACUUCUCAUAAUUAAACGUGCAAUCGUGUCUUGGCAUUAGGGGAAAAAACAGGACAGUGUAACGGCGCAGUGAAAACAAACAGCGCGCACAAAAAAAAAAACAAGAAGCACAGCUAUGACGUGAAGCUUCAUAACCGUUUCGGCGGGGUUUGUCGUGCAGGUGUGCUUUGAAAGACAAGAAAGAGUAAAAUAGAUGCACACCACUACCACCCCCUUCCGUUUUUAUCAGACAAAAAGCUUAACAACAACCCCCAUUUUAAGUAGUAAGAGUUGUAGGUGCUUGUCUGUUUUUUUUGUGUGAAUUAUGAACUUACUAUUAUUUGGCGAUCCUCGGGUGUUGCGUUGCGGCGUCCUCCUCCUGCUCAAAAAGAAAGCGAAAAAUAGAUUUCAACCGGAUUUGAUCUUUUGCCUGCAUUACGAAGCACGGGGGGAAGAUGUUUUGUUACAAUCAUAUAUUUAGUUUCUUUAAAUGCGCAUAUUUACACUUAUUACACAUCCCCAUCCCCUUUUUAUUGCUUAGGUGUUGCGUGCGAGCUGACUCUGUUCUAGGAGUUGUAUAUUUAUAUUUAUCUUCCGUGUUUUUUUUCUCUUUACUGUUACUAAUUUUAUUUUUUACGUAAGAUUCUGAUGGGAGAGGGAGCGAUUACAUACAGUGGGACAUACAGGAAGCAGGUUGUAAAGUAAUUGUGGAUAAAAUGAACUAAAAAGAUAAAAUAAAACAAAAAUUAAACCAUCAUAAAAGGAUUGAUUAUAGGAGGAAACACAGGAAGCAAUUUAAAACUGAUCCACUCGAGAGAAGUAUUGAAGAAAGUUUGAUUUGCUUUUGGAAAGAGAUUGGUUUAGUAAGCGUUAAAGCGUUGCGCGUUUAGUUUUCCAAACAUUAAAAGUAAAAAAAAAAACAACUAAAACAUACAUAAAGCGAUACGAAUAAUAUAUUAAACCUAAAUAAUAAUAACACACACACACACAAUUCGUUGAAGGGCGAGCUAAGGAGAAGGAGUGCGAGGAGUAGGUUAAGCAAUUAUACAUUCAAACAUUUGCGUUAAAUCGAUAGCAAAAGUAUGCGAAACAUACAUAUGCACACGACGCAACAUACAUAUUCUAGCCAGCUACUAGUGAGUUAAGUGAGAAGGGAAGAGAGAGAGAGGAAGAGAAGGAGCGAAAAAAAAAAUGAUAAAAAAUGAGGACCCCGCGCGAUAUCAAAACCCGUUAUUGUGGAUGUGGCGAAAGAGAGAGAUAAGAAGGUGCUAAUAGUUUGUCGUGGGGUGGGAAUGAAAAUCAAGUUAUUGCUAUUUUUUAACACAACACAGAGAAAAUAGAAAAAAAGAAAAAAAAA